AUGUCUGGCUCGACUGAGGUAGAUACCGCCCUCCAUCAACUGCAAACGGAGCAAGGUCCUCUUCUUGACAAGAUCGACGAUCUUCGCGCAAUCGGAGUUGGUGGACUUGUUGGGUUGCCGCAGCUCAUCGUCUGUGGAAACCAAUCCAGCGGCAAAAGCUCUGUACUUGAGGCCAUUUCUCGUGUGCGUUUCCCGGCGAAGAGCAGUGUUUGUACUCGAUUCCCGACGGAGGUUAUUCUGCGCCGUCAUCCAGUACCCCGAUUUAAGGUGUCUAUUGAGCCUGGGCCAUCUCGGACGAGUAACGCAGAUCGGCAGAAGAUCGAAGCGUUUGCACCAGCCGAGGUCACCAACAGUGAUCAGCUAAAGUCUCUGAUUGAAAAAGCCAAGGAAUGUAUGGGGAUUACCGGCGAAGGAUUCAGUGACGACAUUCUUAAAGUCGAAAUAUCGGGACCUGAUAAGCCAGAAUUGUCACUCGUCGAUCUGCCUGGUCUCUACACGUCCCGCAGUAUAUCCCAGGAUGAGAAGGGGAUUCGGAUCGUUCACGAUAUCACUAAACGCUACAUGGGGAACAAGCGCAGCAUCAUUCUGGCCGUAGUUUCGGCAAAGAACGACUACCACAAUCAACCAGUGUUAGAUCUGGCAGAGAAUUUUGAUAGAUCACGAGAACGCACCAUCGGAAUAGUCACACAGCCCGACAUACCCGAAGCUCAUUCAGACGAAGAAGCGUCUUGGUUGCAGAUUCUUAAGAACGAGAAAGUUCCGUUAAAGCUUGGGUGGCAUGCGUUGCGAAAUCGAUCUUAUGAAACCCGUAAGGUAUCUGACGAUGAAAGAGAUGAGAAAGAGAAGGAAUUCUUCGCUAAAGGAAACUGGAGUUCUAUUGCGGCAGAAUAUAGGGGAAUCGAAAACCUUCGACGUCGACUAAGUGCUAUUCUGCUGAAGCAUAUUCAACGCAACCUUCCGGGUCUCAUCGUUGAUAUCAAUGAGAAAGUCCUCGAUCGACAAUCAAGACUGACCAAAUUGGGUCAAUCUCGAGGCACUCUACAGCAACAGAAGGGAUUCCUACUCAAUAUCAGCAGCAACUUCGAGCGCAUCACCGCCGAAGCAUUAAAUGGCAUGUACACAGAUGAUUUCUUUGGAGGCCUAGGCGAUGAUACAGGGCCUAUCGAUCAAGAUUUUCGACGUCUUCGUGCUAUUAUUCGUGAACUGAACGAAUAUUUUGCCGAUGCCAUGGACACAAUUGGGUGCAGUCAGUUCAUUUACCUCAAUAAUGAUACAUUUCCGCGACCCGUGCUUGGAAAUCCAUACAGUAAUAUCAGAAAACCGGAAUACAGGGCCAGAGCCGAUGUCGAAAGUGACGUUGGUAUACAUGCGCGUCAAAAUCGAGGAGUUGAACUUCCAGGAAGUGCCAAUCAACUUCUGGUGGGAAAGUUGUUUCGAGAACAAUCCAAGCCAUGGGAAGAAAUAGCUCGAGAGCAUUUGAUUAAGUCUUGGGAUACUGUCAGAGAUUUUGUUGGCACCCUCUUGCAAUAUCUCGCCAAUGACCACACCUGCAACCUUUUGUUGGGUGAUGUCCUUGAUCCUGAGCUAGAGAAGAUGAAAGAUCAUCUGCUAACAAAGCUGGAUGAGCUUACUGCAUACAAUAAACGAGGACAUCCAUUGCCUUUAGGGAAAAACUUUCUCACAAAAAUCCAGAAAGCCAGGAGUGAUCGCCAAAUCGAUAGACUGGAGCAGGCGUUGAAAAAAGGACCUCAUUCCGAAGAUGAAACAACUACCAUUGAGCGGCUUCGACAAGUCAAUAGUGAGCUAGAAUCGAAAAACAAUCAGUUUGCAGAGGCAGAUAUUGUCGAUCAGAUGCAAGCAUAUUAUGAUACUGCUAUCGUCACUUUCAUUGAUAAUGUUGCCACGCUUGGAAUUGAAAAUUGUCUGCUUGGCCCUCUGGGUAGUAUUCUUACUAGCCAGACAGUCAACAACAUGGAAGAUAAACAGAUCCAGGACCUUGCCGCCGAGCCUUCCUCUAUCGUGGAUGAGCGAGACCGGCUGACCCGAGAAUUGGAAAAGCUGCAAGCUGGUUCGCGCGCAUUGAGCAAGUUCAAUAUCCGAAAGGUUGGCACACAACCCUCUGUUUUGAAAUCAACCACUCAGAGUACCUCAACCCACAGAAAGACCAUUCUCAGUGCUCGAAGUUCGGUGUUGGACUCUCAGCCUUCCCGUACUGUGUCAGGCUUCAACUUCUUUGAACCAGGGCCGCCGAAAACUCCAUCCCCUAUGGUAGGGUCCACCACAAACACGAGUACCGGCAAAACGGGGUUUAGCAUUUUUGGUAAUCAAAAGGGUUCACAACCCGUGACUGAUAGGGCCCAGGGCCUUGAUUCUGAGUCUCGUAGCUUAUUUGGCUCUGGCUCUUUCUUUUCAGGUGGAGGAACUUCCAAUACAUUUAAAUCAUCGGCAUUCGGAUCGGCUACAACUCCAGACUCAAGUUCUGGUGUAUCUGGUGCCAAUCCAAGCAAACCCUCCUCCAGUCAGUCAAAUCAUUUCUCAUCUUUCCGUUCCGACAAUCCUCAAUCCAAAGUUGAGAGCAAAGUGCCCGUCACCCAACCAAGCAAUAGUUCCCAGCGGUAG
Molecule: messenger RNA, 2619 nt
Organism: Penicillium vulpinum
Lineage: Eukaryota; Fungi; Ascomycota; Eurotiomycetes; Eurotiales; Aspergillaceae
Exons: 3
Coding region: 1-2619 (872 amino acids)
Cellular component (GO): cytoplasm; microtubule; membrane
Molecular function (GO): microtubule binding; GTP binding; GTPase activity
Source: RefSeq, a predicted model, not a curated record